GCUGUCAGCUCAGCUCUCGGUGAAGCUGACCGCGCGCAAUGGGCAGCGCGUGGGCGCUCGCCGCCGCGGCCGUAGCCGUGCUAGCGGCGGCGUGCCUGCUCAACGCGGUAGCGCGCCUCGUGUGGCGGCCGCGCGCCGUCGCCGCGGCGCUGCACCGGCAGGGCGUGCGCGGGCCGGGGUACAGGCUGUUCGUCGGGAGCCUCGGCGAGAUCAAGAGGCUCCGCGCCGCCGCCACCGUCGCGCUCGACGCCUCCUCCCACGACUUCAUCCCCUUCGUCCAGCCGCAGUUCCGCCAUUGGAUCCCCCUCUACGGGCGAGUGUUCCUGUGCUGGUUUGGAUCGACGCCGGAAAUCUGCGUGGGCGACGUCGGCUUGGCGAAGCGGGUGCUCUCGGACAGGACGGGGCUGUUCCCCAAGAACGUCACGAGCCCGGUGCUGCUCAAGCUGCUCGGCAACGGGCUCGUGCUGGCCAACGGCGACGAGUGGCAGCGCCACAAGAAGGUCGUCCACCCCGCCUUCAACACGGACAAGCUCAAGACGAUGACCGCGACAAUGGCCGGCUGCGCGCGGUCGAUGGUGGCGAGGUGGGAGGAGGAGGUGGCCAGCCAUGGCGGGCGGGCGGUGAUCGAGCUGAGCGGCCAGUUCGAGGAGGUGACUGCAGAUGUGAUCUCUCACACGGCGUUCGGGAGCAGCUACGCGGAGGGGAAGCAGGUUUUCAUGGCGCUCAGAGAGCUCCAGUUCAUCACCUUCUCCACCCUCCUCAGCGUCCAAAUCCCGGGCUCCAGGUAUUUUCCCACCAAGAAAAAUCUGAGAGUGUGGAUGCUGGACAAGAAGGUGAGGAGCACGCUGAUGGAGAUCAUCAACAACAGGCUCGCCGCGAAGGAGAAGGCCGGCGGCUACGGCGACGACCUGCUUGGGCUGAUGCUGGAGGCCUCCGCGCCGGCGCCGCCGGAGCACGGGGAGAGCCGGGCGCCGCUGCUGAGCAUGGGCGAGAUCAUCGACGAGUGCAAGACCUUCUUCUUCGCGGGGCAGGAGACCACCUCGCACCUCCUCACCUGGACCAUGUUCUUGCUGAGCACGCACCCGGAAUGGCAGGAGAAGCUCCGGCAAGAGGCGGUGAGAGAGUGCGGCUGCGGUGGCGGCGACCGGCUCCCCACCUACGACAUGCUCUGCAAGCUGAAGCUGAUGAACCUGUUCUUGCUGGAGACGCUGCGGCUGUACAGCCCGGUGCCGCUGAUCCGGAGGAGGACGCGAGCUCCCGUCGAGAUGGGCGGCUUCACGGCGCCGGCGGGCGCGAUCCUGACGCUCCCGAUCGCGACGAUGCACCGCGACGAGGAGGUCUGGGGCACCGACGCCGGCGUGUUCGACCCGACGAGGUUCGACGGCGCCGCCGGCCGCCGCGGCGGCAAGAAGGCCGCGCUGCUGUCCUUCUCCCUGGGCCCGAGGGCGUGCAUCGGGCAGAGCUUCGCCAUGGUCGAGACCAAGGCCGCCGUCGCGGCGAUCCUCCGGCGGUUCAGGCUGGCGCUCUCGCCGGAGUACGUGCACGCGCCGACCGACGUCAUCACGCUCCGGCCCAAGCACGGGCUCCCCAUGAUCGUGACGAGCGUCCACACCUGACGUGGAUGCAGAUCAGCAAUUCGUCGUUACAGAUUUGUACAGUACUACUAGCAAGAAAAUAAAUUUUUGAAGGAUUUAGGACAUUAGCGUCCCCUCUCUUUCCGCUUCUACUCACGCUUAUAA
Molecule: messenger RNA, 1739 nt
Organism: Oryza brachyantha (malo sina)
Lineage: Eukaryota; Viridiplantae; Streptophyta; Magnoliopsida; Poales; Poaceae
Product: cytochrome P450 709B2-like
Exons: 5
Coding region: 39-1616 (525 amino acids)
Molecular function (GO): oxidoreductase activity, acting on paired donors, with incorporation or reduction of molecular oxygen; monooxygenase activity; heme binding
Source: RefSeq, a predicted model, not a curated record